This is a messenger RNA of Saprolegnia diclina VS20, 741 nucleotides long. Its product is annotated as adenylate kinase B. The transcript has a single exon. Lineage: Eukaryota; Oomycota; Saprolegniomycetes; Saprolegniales; Saprolegniaceae. The record is from RefSeq and is a predicted model, not a curated record. Gene Ontology annotation, molecular function: ATP binding; AMP kinase activity. Gene Ontology annotation, biological process: nucleobase-containing compound metabolic process. The coding region runs from base 1 to 741 and encodes 246 amino acids. Gene Ontology annotation, cellular component: cytoplasm; mitochondrion.
AUGGCUGCUUCGCUCGCGUCCCUCGCUGCCGUCCCGACCAAGUCGCUCCUCGCCGAGCUCGAGAAGCGCAUGGAGUGCGCCACCAAGAAGGAGCGCCGCACGAUCUUCAUCGGCCCGCCGGGCUGCGGCAAGGGCACGCAGUCGCCGAUCAUCAAGGACGAGUACUGCUUGUGCCACUUGGCCACGGGUGACAUGCUCCGCGCCGCCGUGCGUGAUGGCACUGACAUGGGCAAGAAGGCCAAGGCCGCCAUGGAAUCGGGCGCCCUCGUCACGGAUGAGAUCGUCAUUGGCAUCAUCAAGGACGCGAUCAAGAGCCCCGAGUGCCGCCGCGGCUUCAUCCUCGAUGGCUUCCCGCGCACUGUCGUGCAGGCCGAGAAGCUCGACGAGAUGCUCGCCGAGACGAAGACGCAGGUCGACAAGGUUGUCAACUUCAACAUCCCCGACCAGGUGCUUGUCGAGCGCAUUGCGGGUCGCCGCAUCCACGUCAGCAGCGGCCGCAGCUACCACGUCAAGUUCAACCCGCCGCAGGUCGAGGGCGUCGAUGAUGUCACGGGCGAGCCGCUCAUUCAGCGCAAGGACGACAACGUCGACACGCUGAGCACGCGCUUGGAUGCGUUCCACAAGCAGACGCAGCCCGUCAUCGACUACUAUGCCAAGCAGGGCAAGCUCGUCGAAGUCGACGCAAAUAUUAGCAUGGACACGGUCACGGGCCAGAUCCGCAAGUCCAUGGGCACCGACUAA